UCUCUCUCCCUCUCUCCCCCCUCUCCUCCACAAUGCACUCCGUGAGUGGACUGCAGUCCCUCGGUUCUCUUUUAUCUGAUGGAGGACUCCCCCUUUCCCCCCGCCUCUCCGGGUGGUAAAAAGGCCCGCCAUGGCGCUCGCCGACUUACUUUCCUCGGCUUUUUUCGCGCUUUGCUGGCUAUGGCCUUUUUCACGCGUCUCCGAAACCGAAAGAACGAGGCUAUCCUGCUGGUCGCCCCGUUAAUCUUCCUCCCGCUGCCCCUGGUGAUCGGCACUUCGGUGGCACAAUGUGCUUACGUGAUCAUCCUGAUGGCGGUGUUCUGGUGCACCGAGGCGCUCCCAUUGGCCGUCACCGCCUUGCUUCCAGUGCUGCUCUUCCCCCUGUUCGGCAUCAUGCAGUCCAAAGACGUGUGCAUGCAGUACCUGAAGGACACCAACAUGCUGUUUGUGGGCGGGCUGCUGGUGGCUGUGGCCGUGGAGCACUGGAACCUCCACAAGCGCAUCGCCCUCAGGGUGCUGCUGUGUGUCGGCGUGCGGCCUGCGCUCCUGAUGCUGGGCUUCAUGGGCGUCACGGCCUUCCUCUCCAUGUGGAUCAGCAACACGGCCACCACCGCCAUGAUGGUGCCCAUCGUCCAGGCCGUGCUGCAGCAGCUCAACAGCGAGGGGGAGCCAGGAGAGAGCCCCCCCAUCCUCUGCUCUUCGGAGGACCCGGGCCUGGAGGUGGAGGGGGAGACCAAGCCGCCCUCCAAGCCCACCAAGCAGGCAGAGGCACAAGUGGUGGUGACCUUCCUGGACGCCUCACUGGAGCUCGCCCGGCGCAAGGAGCAGGCGGAGAACAAGAGGAUGUGUAAGGGCAUGAUCCUGUCCAUCUGCUACGCCGCCAGCAUCGGAGGCACCGCCACGCUCACCGGCACCGGCCCCAACCUGGUGCUCACGGGCCAGAUGAACGAACUCUUUCCUCAGAACGGAGACGUGAUCAACUUUGCGUCGUGGUUCGGCUUUGCCUUCCCUAAUAUGAUCCUCAUGCUCACCCUGGCCUGGCUCUGGCUGCAGUUCGUCUACAUGGGAUUCAACUUCAAGAAGACCUGGGGGUGUGGCUCCGUGAAGACGGAGAAGGAGCUCGCCGCCUACAAGGUCAUCCGCGAGGAGCACCGGCGGCUGGGCCCCAUGUCCUUCGGGGAGCUCAGCGUGCUCGGCCUCUUCGUCCUGCUGGUGCUGCUGUGGUUCACCCGGGACCCGGGCUUUGUGGACGGAUGGGCCACGAACCUCUUCAACGAAAGAGCAGAAUAUGUGACCGACGCCACGGUUGCCAUUUUCAUCGCGAUCCUCCUCUUCAUUCUGCCUUCCAAAGGGCCCCGCAAGUGCUGGGGGCGGCGCAACACCUACGAAGCAGAUGAACCUUCGGGUCCCUCCGUCCCUCUGCUCACAUGGAGGGUGGCCCAGAAGAAGCUGCCGUGGAACAUAGUGCUUCUGCUCGGCGGGGGCUUCGCUCUGGCCAAGGGCAGCGAGGUAUCCGGCCUAUCAAUGUGGAUGGGAGAGCAAAUGAGUCCCCUGAAAACAAUCCCUCCCUGGGCCAUAGCCAUCAUCCUGUGCCUGCUAAUCGCUACUUUCACAGAGUGCACCAGCAACGUAGCCACGGCAACGCUCUUCCUACCUGUGCUGGCCUCUAUGUCCCAGUCCAUCGGGAUGAACCCUCUGUACAUCAUGGUGCCCUGUACGCUCAGCGCCUCAUUCGCCUUCAUGCUGCCCGUGGCCACGCCGCCCAACGCCAUCGUCUUCUCCUACGGCUACCUCAAGGUGGCUGACAUGGCCAAGACGGGCAUCGUCAUGAACAUCAUUGGGAUCCUCUGCAUCACCUUGGCCAUCAACAGUUGGGGCAGGGCCAUGUUCCAGCUGGACACCUUCCCGGCCUGGGCCAAUAACACGGGGGUGUGAGCCCCCCCGUGUCGGAGCGAGGACACUGAGGACGUACCAAGCAGCGUCCAGCGGGAGCUCCAGUUCAAAGACUUCACACCAGAGAGAGACUAUAGGACAACUGGGUGAACCGGGUCCUCCAUGUGGGUCCCUCCCACCUGGGGAGGGAAGGCACUGCUGAAUGUGAGAAUUGGGGUUCAAAGGGCUGAGGAAGUGGAGUGGCAGUCAUGUUUGAAUUAACAUUGCACCCCUAACUUAAGAUAAAGCCACGUUUUGGUAUUGUUAGUAAGGCAUAACUGUGCCACUGGCACUCUCUUUUUCCCUCAGAAUAAACAUCUUUUUAGCUUCA
Molecule: messenger RNA, 2263 nt
Organism: Gadus morhua (Atlantic cod)
Lineage: Eukaryota; Metazoa; Chordata; Actinopteri; Gadiformes; Gadidae
Gene: slc13a5b
Product: solute carrier family 13 member 5b
Exons: 12
Coding region: 79-1935 (618 amino acids)
Biological process (GO): oxaloacetate transport; fumarate transport; transmembrane transport
Cellular component (GO): plasma membrane
Molecular function (GO): sodium:dicarboxylate symporter activity; citrate transmembrane transporter activity; succinate transmembrane transporter activity
Source: RefSeq, a predicted model, not a curated record